Molecule: messenger RNA, 1254 nt
Organism: Sinocyclocheilus rhinocerous
Lineage: Eukaryota; Metazoa; Chordata; Actinopteri; Cypriniformes; Cyprinidae
Product: E3 ubiquitin/ISG15 ligase TRIM25-like
Exons: 3
Coding region: 1-1215 (404 amino acids)
Molecular function (GO): zinc ion binding; protein binding
Source: RefSeq, a predicted model, not a curated record
AUGGAAGGGCUCCUGGAUUCAGAAGAGUUUUGCUGUUCUAUUUGCCUGGAUUUGCUGAAAGAUCCAGUGGCGAUUCCAUGUGGGCACAGCUACUGCAUGGAAUGCAUUAAUGAUUAUUGGAAGAAAAAUGAUCAUUUGGGGGUCUUCAGCUGUCCUCAGUGCGGACAGACGUUUAGUCCUAGGCCUGUUUUGAACAGAAAUACCAUUCUGGCAGAUAUGGUGGACAAGCUGAAGAAACUGGAACUUCUGGGCAACUCUCACAUUUACGACAACUGCAUGCCAGGUGAUAUGACCUGUGAUUUCUGUACAAGUAUCAAGCAAAAAGCUGUGAAGAGUUGUUUGGUUUGUUUGGCAUCUUACUGUCAAAACCACCUUCAAGCACACUACAAGUCUCCUGCCUUGAAGAAACACAAGCUGAUUGAAGCCUCCGUGAACCUGCAGGAGAAGAUCUGUCCUCAUCAUGACAAAUAUUUGGAGAUGUAUUGUCGAACUGAUCAACAAUGCAUAUGUCUUUUGUGUGUGAUGGAUGACCAUAAAGGUCACGAUACAGUACCCGCAGCUGUGGAAAGCACAAAGAAACAGAAAGAACUAGGCAUGACACGCCAGAAAUACAAGCUCAAAAUCCAUGCUAAAGAGAAGGACCUACUGGAGCUUAAACAGGCUGUAGAUGCCCUGAAAUACUCAGAUUCCUGCCCGCUGCAACUAAAUCCUUUAACAGCCCACAAGGACCUUAGUUUGUCCAAGGGAAACAGAGAAGUGGCCGUUCGGAGCCGAGUGCAGUCCUGUCCCGACCACCCGGAGCGCUUUGAUUACUGGUGCCAGGUGCUGGGCACGGAGGGCCUGACAGGCUGCAGCUACUGGGAGGUGGAAUGGAGUGGGAUGGGAGUAAACAUUGCAGUCGCAUACAAAAACAUUGCCAGGAAAGGGGAAAGCAGUGAAGCUCACUUCGGUCACAAUGACAAAUCCUGGAGUUUGUUCUGCUGCAGGAAAGGUUAUGCUUUCUGGCACAAUGGGAUUGUCAGUAAGAUCUCAGAGCCUGGCUCGUCAAAGAUAGGCAUUUAUCUGGAUCAUAGGGCCGGGACACUAGCGUUUUACAGCAUUGAUGACUCAAUGACCCUCCUCCACAGAGUUCACACCACAUUCACACAGCCUCUCUACCCUGGCUUUGAGUUUUCAUGCUAUGACGCCUCAGUCAAGUUGUGUCAGUUGGAGUAAGGGAAAAAGGGUAGGCCCAUUUGGCAUUGGUAAUUAAAG